AUGUCGAUGCUGGUUCGGGUGGAACCUGGAGCUGAACCAUUGGUAGACCACCUGCUUCUGGGCUCCUGGCUCCGCCCAUUACGCCGCGCAGCUCAAGGCCCCGCCCCCUCACCAGCUUCCGUUGAUCUGGGCCGCAGCGCGGCCGUCCCGUCCCCUUUAAGGCUGAGCCCCGCCCCUGGCUCCCGCCCCUCCCUCCCCCAGCCCACCCCGGGUGCCCCGGCGGGUCCUGCGGUGCGGCCCGCGGCGGUGAGCAUCGGAGCCUGGGGGCGCGGGGUCGGGGCCGCGAGUCUCCGCUGCUGCGGUGGCCUUGCGGGGCGGGAGCGGGAGCGGGGGCGGGGCUGGGCCAGCGGGACUGGGGGCGCGGGGCCGGGGCCGGCCCGGCGGGGGAGGGGCUCAGGUGACGGGGAUCGGUCCCGCAGCGCACCCCCGACUUGGAGUGCGGGUCCAGUUGGCGGGUGGCGUCUGAGAUGCAGUCCUGACAGCUGCGGGAGGACCCGAACCGAAAGCCGAGGCUUGGAGUGGGGAGGCAGGACGAAACAGACUCCCCCUGGACUCCGGACACAGCUAGGGGGUGACCAGCGAGCGGCAGGACGCCUGGCCCUGGAGGGGAGCUGGUGGUCACCAUGGCAAUGCGGGGAGCUGGUGGAGGGCGAGUGUGGGGGUGCUAACCCGCUCAUGAAGCUGGCCACCCACUUCACCCAGGACAAGGCCCUUCGGCAGGAGGGACUGAGGCCUGGCCCUUGGCCCCCAGGAGCCUCAGCCGCCGAGACGGUUUCCAAGCCCUUGGGAGUAGGUUCUGAAGAUGAGUUGGUGGCAGAAUUCCUGCAGGACCAGAAUGCACCCCUUGUAUCCCGGGCCCCUCAGACCUUCAAGAUGGAUGACCUCCUGGCAGAGAUGCAGGAGAUUGAACAGUCAAACUUCCGCCAGGCACCUCAGAGAGCCCCUGGUAUAGCAGACUUGGCCUUGUCUGAGAAUUGGGCCCAGGAGUUUCUUGCGGCUGGAGAUGCUGUGGAUGUAGCUCAGGAUUAUAAUGAGACUGACUGGUCCCAAGAAUUCAUCGCCGAAGUCACAGACCCCUUGUCCGUGUCCCCCGCCCGAUGGGCUGAGGAGUAUCUGGAGCAGUCUGAGGAGAAGCUGUGGUUGGGAGAGCCAGAGGGAUCAUCUGCCACCGAUCGGUGGUACGAUGACUACCAUCCCGAGGAGGACCUGCGGCACACAGCCAGUGACUUUGUGUCCAAAGUGGACGACCCCAAACUGGCUAACUCUGAGUUCCUGAAAUUCGUGCGACAGAUUGGAGGGCAGGUGUCCCUGGAGUCCGCUGCAGGGUCGGGCCGAGCUCAGGCAGAGCAGUGGGCAGCAGAGUUUAUACAGCAGCAGGACACAUCAGAGGCCUGGGUCGAUCAGUUCACAAGAUCAGGAAACAACACAGCUGCCCUUGAUGUGGAAUUUGAGCGAGCCAAGUCAGCAAUAGAGUCUGAUGUCGAUUUCUGGGACAAGUUGCAGGCAGAGUUGGAGGAGAUGGCAAAACGGGAUGCUGAGGCGCACCCCUGGCUGUCUGACUAUGAUGACCUCACAUCCGCUUCCUACGACAAGGGGUACCAGUUUGAGGAGGAGAAUCCCCUGCGGGACCACCCUCAGGCUUUUGAAGAAGGACUGCGUCGACUUGAGGAGGGAGACCUGCCCAAUGCUGUGCUGCUUUUUGAGGCUGCCGUGCAGCAGGACCCUAAGCACAUGGAAGCUUGGCAGUAUCUGGGUACCACCCAGGCUGAGAAUGAGCAAGAGCUCCUGGCUAUCAGUGCCCUGCGGAGGUGUCUGGAGCUGAAGCCAGAUAACCGGACAGCACUGAUGGCGCUGGCUGUAAGCUUCACCAACGAGUCCCUGCAGCGGCAGGCCUGUGAGACCCUGCGAGACUGGCUGCGCUACUCACCGGCCUAUGCCCAUCUGGUGACCCCUGGUGAAGAAGGGGCGAGUGGGGCAGGACUGGGUCCCAGCAAGCGUGUCUUGGGAUCCCUGUUGUCUGACUCCCUGUUUCUCGAAGUGAAAGAACUCUUCCUGGCAGCUGUGCGUCUGGACCCCACAUCCAUCGACCCUGAUGUGCAGUGUGGCUUGGGAGUCCUCUUCAACCUGAGCGGGGAGUACGGCAAGGCCGUGGACUGCUUUACGGCUGCCCUCAGUGUUCGUCCCAAUGACUAUUUGCUGUGGAACAAACUUGGGGCCACACUGGCCAAUGGGAACCAGAGCGAAGAAGCUGUAGCCGCAUACCGCAGAGCCCUCGAGCUACAGCCUGGGUAUAUCCGGUCUCGCUAUAACCUAGGCAUCAGCUGCAUCAACCUUGGGGCUCACCGAGAGGCUGUGGAACACUUUCUAGAGGCUCUGAACAUGCAGAGGAAGAGCCGGGGCCCUCGGGGCGAGGGGGGCGCCAUGUCGGAGAACAUCUGGAGUACCCUGCGAUUGGCCUUAUCUAUGUUAGGCCAGAGUGAUGCCUAUGGGGCAGCUGAUGCUCGGGAUCUGUCUGCCCUCCUAGCUAUGUUUGGCCUGCCCCAGUGACAGUGGGAUGGGCUGCCCUGUGAGUGUCUGCCUAGAGGGGUUCUCGCUCUGGAUGUGACUCCCUCUCCUCCAAUGGGCCUACCAAGGGGUUGGGCUGAUGACCACAAGCGGUACGACCUCUCAGGAGCUGCCUCGACGUAGGGGUGCAUGGUCUGUGUCCUAGGUCCUACAUAAUUGUAGGGAAUGAGCUGUCUCUGUCCCUUGGUAAUUCAAGGGCUAUGUACCCAGCUACAGAUCUCUUUCUGCUCAUCAUGCCCUUUCCUGGUGCUGAGUUUCGGGUAGGACCCAACGACAUAGGGAAAUUGUUGUCAUCAGCUGCCGUUUGUGUUAGGGUCUACCACAUUUGUAAGUCUCUCCUCGCCCUACUCUUACUGGGAAUUG
Molecule: messenger RNA, 2928 nt
Organism: Phodopus roborovskii (desert hamster)
Lineage: Eukaryota; Metazoa; Chordata; Mammalia; Rodentia; Cricetidae
Gene: Pex5
Product: peroxisomal biogenesis factor 5
Biological process (GO): protein import into peroxisome matrix, docking
Cellular component (GO): cytosol; peroxisomal membrane
Molecular function (GO): protein binding
Source: RefSeq, a predicted model, not a curated record